Panicum virgatum (switchgrass) is the source of this 816-nucleotide messenger RNA. RefSeq lists its product as uncharacterized. The record is from RefSeq and is a predicted model, not a curated record. The transcript has a single exon. The coding region runs from base 1 to 816 and encodes 271 amino acids. Lineage: Eukaryota; Viridiplantae; Streptophyta; Magnoliopsida; Poales; Poaceae. Gene Ontology annotation, molecular function: protein binding.
AUGGCCAUGGAUCAGGCAACGGACCUGCCGGCGCUGCUGCCCGACGGCGUGCUCGCCGACGUCCUCGGCCGCCUCGCGCAGCGGGACCUCGCCGUGUCCCGGAGCGUCUGCAGGGCGUGGCGCGCCGCCGUCGACGACCACGCCAUGCUGCGCGCGGAGCUCCUCCCGCUCUCGCUCGCCGGCCUCCUCAUCAAUUACAACGGGAGCUACUACACCAUCACGGAGUUCUUCGCCCGCCCCUCGAGGAAGAAGAAGAAGAAGGGCCCCCGCGUCUCCGGCGGCGAGCGCGAUUUCCUGGCCGAUGGCGAGAUCGGCUCGUGGUCGCUCGUCUUGGACCACUGCAACGGCCUCCUGCUGAUCGACGACGACUCCGAGUACGGCAGCGACGGCCGCCCUGUGCUGCACGCGCUUAACCCUGCCACGCGCCGCCGCGACCGGGUGCCGCCAUGCCCGCCGCUGCGCAUCGAGAUGAUGGCCAACAUCUUCCAAGAAGAGUACCUCGCCUACGAUCCUGCGGUCUCGCCGCACUACCAGGUCUUUUCAUUCCCUUACUUUGUGUCUCCGGCCUACAGCAGUUCCGGUUCCGGCGAUGAAGUAGAUUAUUCAGCCAUAGAGCAGUCGGAGUGGCCACCGGCAAAGUUCACGCUGCAGGUGUUCUCAUCAGCAACCGGGCGAUGGGAGGAGAGAUCAUUUGUUCCACAAGGAGAGGCUGCCGGAACUGUUGCUGACAUGAGACGGUACUGCUGCGACAGACGCAAUGCUGUCUACCGACGAGGACAACUCUAUGUGCAUUGCCAAAAUUUUGUUAUGAGGUAA